GUGUAAUUUACUGUCUUUAUUAAGCAUCUUCUUAUUAAACUGUUUGUACACUUACAAAGUUCUCAAUGCAUCGCCCCUAGGUUCAUUUUGUGCCAGAAUUGUCCUUUAAUGAACUACUCUCUUUAGUGUCAUUCUAUAAAGAAGACAACUAUUAAUACAUUAUUAAAGCUUCAGCCUGAAACAUUACAGUGGGUUCAGCUAACCAGUUUAAUAAUGUCAGAACGUACAUCCCAGUUAUAUUAAUGUAAUUUAACACACACGGCCUGUUAAAAGUAACACCCACUCAUAAGGAUUUGUCAAUAGCUGAAAGAGCACAUUAAACAACUUGUGCAAAAACAAAGCAACACUGAAAACCUGGGUAAUAUGUGUGAAAGUAACAAUCCCUUUAAGUACUUGCUUGUUGACACUGAGGGUAUAGAUUACAUAUACUUUUAAACCUUAUUCUAUGAAAGAAAUUAUGUCAGUUACUUGAAACAAUGCAUUAUGAUAAUGAUCCUGAAGUAGUAAGAAAAAAAAAUAGUGUCUGAAGGGUGGGGAUAAUGUAACGUAGGUCCACUGGAGGCAAGUUGAAGUGAUGAACCCAUGUGCAGUUUAUUUCCAAACGUGAACAGAUACAACAUAAACGAUGACUUGACUAGAACAGACUUGACCUGAAGCAUGAACCGACCUGAAGCAGGAACCAUGAACAGACGUGACUUGGAACAGACUUGUCAGAGAACUCACCAGCAGCGGUUACAGUAAACAAUCACAAUACUCGACAAGAGACUAUGGAAACAUGAGGAGUAUUUAUACAUUCUAGUUCUAUCUAUUCAUCUUCCUUUUCAUUGAUAUGAUUCUGUUGUGAAUGUAGUAUUUGAUUGCAACCCAGUCUCUGUCUUUCAAAGCCACUGGUUCUGCAGAGCCACUGGUUAUGAAAUGAAUCAUGUGCCGCUCCACAGCCUUCACUUCAUUACCUGUCCAAUUGGUCCUCACCUUCCCAGCUGUCGAAUGUAAACAAAACUCACACAUACACGCCUAUAUUACUAACAGGGGACUAUCACUCUGCUCUGGCCAAGAGGGGACCAUUUUGAAGAAACAAAAAUGACAUACAAAAUUUUCGUUUAAGGUCUUUUUUCAUAAUAUAACUUCAAAUAAGCAUUUUUUUUAUUUUUAAAAAAAACAUGCCAAGAGAGGACCUGCAACUCUGAUGAUGUCUACCUAUCCAACAGGGGACCUCCAUAGCCUCCAAUGGAGCUGUGUGUGAAUCUAGACAUGACGUAAUAAAAGCAUGCACCGCCAUCUCCAGAGUCUUAUCAGUGAGGAAAUGUUUAAUUUUUACAAGUAUACAAAGCUGAGGAAAACUGGACCCGAUCACGGUGGAAAUUUGUUUAUCAACUUUUAGUGAGUCAUCUAAAACAACACCCAGAUUACGUACCUGUGAAGACCUAAAAUCCGAUAGGGAUCCAAGGUCAAAAUUAAGUGCUUUAGUAUUUUCUGAAGGGCCAAAAACAAUUACUUCUGUUUUCUCCUCAUUUAAGGAUAAAGAAAUUUUGAGAUAGCCAGGAUUUAACCUCCUCUAGACAGGAUAAAAGAGCAGUCAUGGCCAGCGGAUCAUUUUUGGAUCCACUGCCUUUUGCUGCCUCAAGCAGCUCCUUCUUUUUUUGUUUUUUUUUUAUCCUUUCUUUGCGAGGCAUCUUUGCACUGCAGAACACACACACAAACACAAAAGGACAUUUCAUACCUUUUCCUGAAAUCUACUAGGGUCACAUCUCCUUCACACUGCACUUUGAUGUCAGGUCAGGUAUUAAUCAUUUUAUAUUGACAUUGAUAUUUUUACAUUUAUUUCCAAAGAGAUAUUAUUGAGUUUACAGGCUAAAGUGGUCUUGCUGUUGUAAACACUGUUGCUAUUGUAGGAAAAAAAAAAAAGUGUCACAUUUAAAAUAUAAUUAUAUUUUAAUUCAUUUCUGAAUUGUUUUUAUUUUUGUAAUGAUAAUUCAGAGAAUGAGAAAAUCUGAAUAAGCCUUCCCAGUGUUGUGAUAAUUAUUUUUAAGGCACCCUACGUUUUAAAAAAAUAAAUAAAUACUGUAAUAUAAUAAUAGUUUAGUCAAAUAACAUAAAAAAGACCAGACCCCUCGAUGCCUGUGAAACUUUUCUCCCUCAAACAGCACGCUAACAUUACUUCUACACACAGCAAUAUAAACAACAUAUCUGCAUGUUCUCACAUCACAUCGUUCUUGUAAAAUAAUAAUAAGUAAGUAAACAUCAAAAGCACUUCGCUGAGAAUGAACCAGCUGCCGCGGUGUUGAAAAUAUCCCCUGGCAAUUAAAAAAUGCGCGUGCGGCGUGAGGAAUCCCCCCGGUCGGAUGAGGUUGUCGUCGACAGGUGAAUGGUCAUCAUGUAAAUUUUAUUUACGACUAAAUUAUUAUUCAUAAAUUUUACUAAUAUUUAGAUUGGGCAUGGGCAGGCAUUCACAAAAGGUCAUGUUAUUACAAAAAAAAUUAGAGGAAAUUUUGCUUUGACAAAAGGGCACUUUGGCCACCAAGGGGCAAAGGGGCAGGUGCUCAUUAAGGCCUCUUUUUCUGAAAUCGGUACUUCCAUUCAGUCAAUGAUUAACUUGUUUCUAAGUGCUGGGGUAGUCCCGAAAUGUUUCAAGCAUGCUGUAGUUCAACCUUUGCUUAAGAAACAGGGUUUAGAGGAAACUUGCCUUGAUAAUUAUCAGCCUGUCUCUAAGCUUUCAUUUUUAUCAAAACAUUUAGAAAAAGUCGUAUAUUCACAAUUGAUUUCCUUUUUGAAUACAGCUAAAUUAACAGAAACUCUCCAAUCUGGUUUCUCUGCUCAUCAUAGCACUGAGUCUACUUUGCUUAAAGUAUUCAAUGACAUUUUGCUUGCAGUUGAUAGUGGUAAAAAUUCAGUCCUGCUGCUUCUUGAUCUUACAACUGCUUUUGAUACAGUUGAUCAUGAUAUUCUCCUUUGCCGGUUAGAAAAUCUGUUUGGUAUUGGAGGUAUUGCUUUGCAGUGGUUCAACUCAUAUCUUAGAGACAGGUCUUUUUCUGUUGAGUUAGGUAAGUUUUCUUCAUCUGUUGCUCCUAUUACCUGUGGAGUGCCUCAAGGAUCCAUUUUGGGGCCACUUCUUUGUAAUUUAUAUAUGCGACCUUUGAGGGACAUUAUUAGGAGACAUAAUGAUUCAUUUCAUUUAUAUGCUGAUGAUACCCAGUUGUACAUACCAUUGAAAGCUGGCGAUACCAUUCAACCCUUAUUGGCCUGCCUUGAGGACAUCAAGAAAUGGCUGUCCAAUAGCUUUCUUCGACUAAAUGAAAAUAAAACUGAAGUAAUCGUCUUUGGCCCCCCUAAGUUGAGAAAUGGUCUCAUAAAUGAGCUUGGCAAGCAUUUCCCCUCAGUCUCCUCCCAGGUUAGGAAUCUUGGGGUCAUUCUGGACUCUGAACUUUGCUUAGCUAAAUUAAUCAAAUUAAAAUCAAAUUAAUACAGUUGUCAAGAACAGUUUUUAUCAGUUACGGAUCAUUGAAAUGAUCUGAAAUCAUUUUUAACUUUUAAUGACCUGGAGAAAGUCAUUCAUGCUUUUAUCACCUCCCGCCUUGACUAUUGUAAUUCAUUAUAUUUGGGUCUUCCUCAGUCAUCCAUUGCACGCUUACAGAUGGUACACAAUGCAGCUGCAAGACCGUUGACCGGGGCAAAGAAAACAGAUCACAUUACACCAAUUUUAGCCUCUCUUCAUUGGCUUCCUGUCUAUUUUAGAAUUCAAUUUAAAAUGUUGUUGUUUGUUUUUAAAGCUCUUAAUGGUCAAGUCCCAUCUUAUCUCUCAGUUCAUCUUAUUCCUUCUUCAUCCUCCAGAUCUCUAAGAUCUUCUGAUAGAGCUCUCUUGGUUGUCCCUCGUUCACACUUAAAAAUGAAGGGUGAUAGGGCUUUUUCUAUUGCUGCCCCCCGUCUCUGGAACCAACUUCCACUGGACAUUCGCCUUGCACCUUCCAAUACAACUUUUAAAAUGAAAAAGUUGAAAACAUAUCUUUAUUUCCAGGCAUUUUAAUUGGAUUUUGUCUAUGUUCUAUUGUUUUAUUGUAUCAUCUGUUUUGUUUAUUUUUUGUUUAUCUUUUGACUUUGUUCAGCACUUUGGUCAGCUCUGCUGUGAUAAAUGUGCUUUAUAAAUAAACUUACUUACUUACUUACUUAAACUGUGCCCUAAGAACACAAUCAAUCCUAUAAAAAACACUGAACCACCCCUUUAAAACAUCUUAAAAAUGCACAUAUGUACACCAGGGAAAUCUAGAUUUUCUAGGGGAGCAUGCCCCUGUACCCCCCAAACAAACGUCAUUUUCUGACCAGGGUAAUCAUGAAACCCUGCGUACGGCCCGGCUUAUAUUCUAUGUAAUGAAAUCUGAAAUGUGUAUUUCUACAAAUGUGCGCACUUUUGGACUAAAAGUUUGUAUGUGUAUGCGCUGUGAUCAUAAAUAAAUGGGCCAAACACGAUUGAAUGUAAAGGUUUGUGUUUUGUUAUUCUAUUAAUAACUACUGAAUGAUUUUUACUGAUUAUUAGUGUAAUAGUGUUGCAUUUUGUUUUAAAUAUCUCGAUUUCUAUGCACGACUUUUAUUUUGGAGUGACGACAUGACGUCAUAAGACUGCGCCGCGCUCCUGCAUCUGCUGUGAUUCUUGUGAUUCUGCUGAAGAAAGGUCAUUGAAGACUUUUAAUUAUUCUCUUCUUAAAGAUGGAGUUUAUUAAAGAUGAGACUGAAGACAUGAAGAUUGAUUUUAUUAAAGAUGAGUCUGAAGACAUGAAGAUUGAGUUUAAUAAAGAGGAGUUUGAAGAAAUAAAGACUGAAGAAACAUUCAGUGUGAAACAUGAAGAAACUGAGGAACAAACAGACCUAAUGGCACUGAAAGAGGCGAGUCAUGAACUUAAUGAAAGGCAAGAAGAGGAAGAACAUUAUUAUAAACAUCAUUUCAUGACUGGGGAAAGAGCAACACAGGGUUCCUCACAAAAAAGAGCUCAAAAGACUGGAACUAAGAGUUCUGGAGAGAAGCCUUUCACCUGCCAACACUGUAGAAAGAGUUUCAGACAUAAAAGAAACCUUAAAGUCCACAUGAUAAUUCACACCAGAGAGAAGCCUUAUUGCCAACAGUGUGGAAAGAGUUUCACAAGUGAAGAAAACCUUAAAGACCACAUAAGAAUUCACACUGGAGAAAAGCCGUAUACCUGCCGACAAUGUGGAAAGAGUUUCAGUCAAAAGGGAAACCUUAAAGACCAUAUGAGAAUUCACACUGGAGAAAAGCCGUAUACCUGCCGACAAUGUGGAAAGAGUUUCAGUCAAAAGGGAAACCUUAAAGACCAUAUGAGAAUUCACACUGGAGAAAAGCCUUAUACCUGCCAACAAUGUGGACAGAGUUUCCGUCAAAAGGGAAGCCUUACAGCCCACAUGACAAUUCACACUGGAGAAAAGCCUCACACCUGCCAACAGUGUGGAAAGAGUUUUAAUAGAAAAGGAAAACUUGAAAACCACAUGAGAGUUCACACUGGAGAGAAACCUUUCACCUGCCAACAAUGUGGACAGAGUUUCAGACAUAAAGAAACCUUUAAAUACCACAUGAGAAUUCACACUGGAGAGAAGCCCUUCACCUGCCAACAGUGUGGAAAGCGUUUCACACGUGAAAACCACCUUAAAGACCACAUGAGAAUUCACACUGGAGAGAAACCUUUCGCCUGCUACCAAUGUGGACAGAAUUUCAGUCAUAAAAAAAGCCUUAUAGACCAUAUGAGAAUUCACACUGGAGAAAAGCCUUACACCUGCCAACAAUGUGGAAAGAGUUUCAGUCAAAAAAUAAGCCUUAUAGGCCAUAUGAGAAUUCACACUGGAGAGAAACCUUUCACCUGCCAACAAUGUGGACAGAGUUUCAGUCAUAAAAUAAGCCUUAUAGUCCACUUGAGAAUUCACACUGGAGAGAAACCUUACACCUGCCAACAAUGUGGAAAGAGUUUCACACGUGAAGAAAGCCUUAAAGUCCACAUGAGAAUUCAUACUGGAGAAAAGCCUUUCACCUGCCAACAAUGUGGAAAGAGUUUCAGUCAUAAAAGAAGCCUUACAGUCCACAUGAGAAUUCACACUGGAGAAAAGCCAUAAGGCAGGAACACACUAAGCCGACAGUAAGUUGUCGGGUAGUUUUUGUUCGGCCGACUAAGGCUACGUCCACAUGAAGCCGGAGCUUACCCUAUCCAAUCUUUUUUUUUUUCUUCCUUGUUUCAAGAAAUAUCUGCGUCCACACGAAACCUCUGAAAAGAAUCAAAACAAUGUAGUAUACAUGCCAGACCAAUAUGUGGCUCUGUAAUUCUGUCACAGAGAUACACUUAAAGCAGCGAAUAAGACUUGGAGCAUGUGCAUAAACCUUGCGCACUGUAUAAAAACUAUAGUAAAGAUUAGAAAUAAUGCUUUAUUUUGGCUCAGUAGCCUCUGCAGCAUGAACACAAGCAUAUAGAGUCUGGUAUUGAUGUUGUUGUUCAGUCAGGACCACUUAAUUCAAAAAUUACAAGAGACAAAAUUUAGUAAAUUUUUUAUUGGCAUAUUUUGCUAAAGUUAGAAUUUUGCGGUAUGGCUCAGUUCUAAAUUCCCAGUCCUUUUCAUGAGCUCCAUGAAAAGCCAAGACCGGGAACAGCAGCAGCUUCUGGGGACAACCUCCCAUUUUUUAACUGGGAGAGCAACAGAAAAUCCCCCUAUUGAGAACAGAGCCUGCAUCAGUGACAACAGAAUGACACUGAUUAAGUUCAACACAAGUUUAAGGAGGAGGGUUACAAGCAGCGUGCAGUGGAAGCAGCCAAGCAAGCAGAGAGACGGAAGCUGCGUUUAAGUAAUGCGCCUUAUUUUAGAGUUGCCAAUGGAGUCCAUAGAAACCGGAUCAGCUGAUAUGGGUGUGGCUGGAAUUUGUGAAUCAGCUGAUAGCGGAGCUUGACUACGAGGCCUUCCUAAACUAACGCUGACGCUCAAUUUUUGUGCUGUUAGCAGUGUCUGACUAGGGUUGACAAAUGGGGUGAUGACACCAUAAAUUCUCUAAAUUUACGGAUAGGCUGUACACACAAAAACGCAAAGACGCCGUUUUCAGAUUUAUCCACUCUGGGGGCCGGUUUCAAAAAUAGCGGUUUUACCUUCCAAAAUCGCCAGAUCUGUGUGGACAAAACGCCUAUCCAAUACAAAAUGUGUGUGUAUUUACAAAAACGUGUCUCCAUGUGGACGGGCCUAAGUUUUCUCAGUGUGUUCCGCAGCAUCGGCUGAAGUUGGUCCUCAUUGACUUUUUUUUUUUCUGCCCGAUUCGACAUGUUGAAUCAGUAUCGGAGCUCCUCGGUCCAUCUGAUCAUUCUUAUUGGCUGUUCAGAUACUGCCACCUGCUGGCUUGGAAAGGCAUUUCAUCUUACCCAGGCGCAGAAGGGGCGUGCUGCUUGUCCAUCAGCUGUCAAGCAUCGGUUUGGUGUGUCAGGGCAACUCUGGACACAGACGCUGCCAACGUGAGCCCAACCCGCAGUCUGCUUUCAGCGCCACUAGUUCGUCGGUGUCGGCUUGGUGUGUUCUUGCCUUUACACCUGCACUCUGUGCAGGAAUGGCGUCACAUAGGAAUGAAGCCUUAGGGAAUACAUGAAUAUUCACACUGAAGAGAAAGAGUUUCACUCGAAAGAGAGCUGUUUUAGAAGUCACUGUGGAAACUGCCUGAAAACAAUUCUUGAAUAAAAGUACACAUACUUUACAAUGAAAAUGACUCUGUUACAAGUUAAAAGUGACCAAUUCUAAAGCCCCAGGUAUACUUCGGCCAUCCGCGUUCGUGCACCGUCCGCAUGACGUAAUUUUUUUAUCAUGAGGAGGGCUCGCGGCCGGCCGCACACCCUGGCCGCGUGCAGGCCAAAUUUCGAGACCGCGCGGACAGUCCGCGUGCAACAGCGCAUGCGCAAGCAGUAUAGAGGAGUCCACUAGGUGGCAAUACGCACAGUAUUGAGCACAGUGUUCAGCUGUCAAAAAAGAGUGUGAAAAGACUGGUUUAAAAAAAAGAGAAAAACACGACAAUGGACAGCGAACUUGACCAGCGUUUGUGCGAAGAGAUUAGAAAGUAACCACAUUUGUACAAUUCAUGUUUGAAAGAGUACAAAGAUGUCUUUAGGGUGACAAAUUCAUGGAGGGGGAUAAGUAAAAUAUGGGAAAGGAUGCACUUCUUUUCUUCUCCGAUCAUGCCCAGUGAAUGUCACGUUGAUGACACGACUCAGUGCUGCUCUCCGAUGUCUGGUAGAGCAUAGAAAAAAGGAUGUAGUGCGCAUGUGACAAACGCGGUCAUCCGCGCGCAUCCGUGGUGUAGUAUACUUUGAAAGACGCGCGGACGGGACUGCGCGCGUGACGCGUCCGGGCGCGGAAAGUGAAGUAUACCCGAGGCUUAAGACAACUUGAGUAAAAGUCUCGGAGUAUCUGAUUUUAACUGUACUUUAUUUUACUCAUGCUGAAUUUAGGCUUGAAGAUGCACUAGUCCUCGACACUAGUCCAGAAAUGCCAGGGAAAAUAAGAAAAAGUUGGCAAAGUGCAUGAUAUUCUGGGGUAGUCCCUCCAUGUAAGCAUUAGGUACCUGGAAGACUUUAAUAAGAUUGUGUAGACAUUAACACUAUCCUGCAGACUAUAGUUAACAUGAACUAACAAUACUUUAAAAGGCUUUUCAAAUUUUGGCUUAUGUAAUUUUCAACAAAUGCCAAUUUUUAUGCUAUUAAAAUAAAGUAAUGUGGUAUCAUUAAGAACUAACAUUAAAGGGUCUUGAAACCCCAGAACACAUUUUUUGAGCUGUGAACAGAUAUAUAUAUAGGCUGCACAUCAUUGAAAACACUAAAGGUACUCAGUAAUUUUAUUUAAAAGUUGAAAUUAAUUAUUUUGCCGUUUUUUAGAGCGAUUUCUGUCUUCCGGUUUGAAAAGCAAAGUCGGAGCAACGUCACAAAAUCUGACGUCAUCGGUAUUCAGUGGUAUUCAAUAUUCAGCAUGAAGAAGCAUCACUUCUCUUGCCUCGGUCUCUUGUCAUUCAGAGACAUAUCAUUGGUGUUUGUUUCCUCAGUGCUACAAUACAAAAAUAUGUUUUCCUACGAUGCAACCAGAGCAAAAGCUUGAGUGCAUGUGGAUUGUUUUGCUGUAAUCUACCAGCACAAUUUGUUUGCAUGAGAUCGCAUUACAGCGGAAAAUUCAAAUGUCACUAAAGUGCUGUUCAUUCACCUCUGCGUUCGGACACAUGAGCCGUAUGUAUGUUUCCCUCAGCACAGCAGAACAUGAGUGUAGGGUCUGCACAGUCUCAAGGAUGAGCAGGUCCCACCAUAAACUGUGUUUAAGCCUCAAUUCACGGAACUUUGGUUUGUAAAUCUUACAUCGAUUCCGGCCCGGCAGACACUAAUGGAUCACGAGACUCUUUUUAUGACUGUUUCGAUAAGUCCCCUAACCUCUCCUCCGCGACUUCAAAGGGGGUGCAACACCACGGAUCGGGUUUCUAGGGACCAGGUCCAAAUUCCAAACGGUCAUAAAAGGAAAAUACACGCACACACCCACAGACACACACACACACACGGCUCCCCUACAUAGAGACUGUAUGCACAAACAUUAUACCUACAAAUAUGAAUGUAUCUGCCAUUGUAGUGCUCGCUGCAUGUAUGUGUUACUAGUGUAGAAUUGUAGAAUUGACUGUAGUAGGUUAGUUUUCAUGUGAAACUGUAGUAAUAGAGUGUAAAGGGUAUCUUCUUUAUAUGACGAGGGACACCUGUCGAGUUUGAUUUCUCCGUAAAGCUGUGAAUCCGAGCUAUUCACUGAUGUACGUUACAUGUCUGUCAAAUGCAUCGUUCAAUGUUUAAUAACACUAUGAAGAAAAUGCAUUGAUUCAACAUACCAUAAAUUUAUUCGGGAGACAGGACAAAGGAAUGUGGAAACCCGCCAAAUUGCAACGCUAGCAUUGGAGGACGUUAUCAAGAAGGCGUUCUGGUCUGUUGUCUUUAAAACACCAUGACACGCGUCUUUUGGUGGCACAAGUUUUCUGCACGAGUUCCUGCCGUCAAGACGGACUCUCUUCUUUAUUUUCCGGUCAUAUUACAACAGUUAAACCUUCGUUUGAAACUUCGCCGAAACAACCUCCGGACGAAGAAGCAACUAUCAAACCGAGCGCUCCGAAACUCCAAGCACCCUGACUAACCUAUGCAAGUAUAACGUUUUUACGAUUUUAAAUACUGAGUUUCCUUGCUGGCUCUUACAGGUGAACGGUUGCAAUUUGACCUGCUUUGAUCAUCUCUUUCGUUUCUGCCUUUCCUUCUACUUUGUAUGUAUUUGUAUUUACUUGUGUCCAUUUAGCCGUAUAACCUGUGUAUUACCCGUUUCGUAUAUUAAACUCAUUAUAUCCAUG
Molecule: messenger RNA, 10375 nt
Organism: Megalobrama amblycephala (Wuchang bream)
Lineage: Eukaryota; Metazoa; Chordata; Actinopteri; Cypriniformes; Xenocyprididae
Product: gastrula zinc finger protein XlCGF57.1-like
Exons: 3
Coding region: 4699-6108 (469 amino acids)
Biological process (GO): regulation of transcription by RNA polymerase II
Molecular function (GO): DNA-binding transcription factor activity, RNA polymerase II-specific; RNA polymerase II cis-regulatory region sequence-specific DNA binding
Source: RefSeq, a predicted model, not a curated record